AUGGCCUCGCCGCCACACGUUGCCUCGCCGACGGCCAUGUCGCCGCCGUAUCCGUCGCCCGCGUCCAUUCCUAGCAAGAAGCGCUCGCCGAGCCUCGACAUGAGCGGCAAGCCACCGGCCCUGAAGCGCCGCAAGGCGUCGACGCUCUCGCAGUCGUCGGUGCCCGCGCACCCUCUGCGACAGACGUCCUUCCCGCCCGAGGCGCGGUCGCCGCGCACGAGGUCGCCGUCGAUGGACGCUCAAUCGCAUGUCAGCGGCAGCGUCGCCAGCGGUGUGGGAUCCACGGCGGUGGCGGCGGCGCGGAAGAAGCGCGGCCGCAAGUUGAAGGCUGGCGGCAAGGGCGGCGGCGACGACGGCGGCAAGGGCGACGACCAGGCAUCGAGCGUCGCCGGUGGUGGCAAGGCGGCCACGGCCGCUUCGGGCACGGGUGACAAGGACGCCGAGGACGACGAGGACGAAGAUAAGGCUGAGAUGGCGCUCGAGGCCGUUGUCGCGCACACGCAGGAGCAGAAGCAGGAGGAGAUUCGGCUGCGCGCCAUGCUGGUUGAGGCGUUUGACAGCGAGCAGUACAACCGGUACGAGCUGUGGCGCGCCGCCAAGCUGUCAGAUGCCGUUGUCAAGAGGGUUGUCAACGCUACCGUGUCACAAUCCGUCCCGCAGAUGGUCAGCACCGCCGUCAAGGCUGUGGCCAAGCUGUUUGCGGGCGAGAUCAUCGAGGAGGCGCGACAGGUGCAGGCCGAAUGGAUCCGCGCCGGCGAGCACCAGAGCGAGCUGCCCACGCCGCCGCCCACAACAGGGGACGCGGCCGGGGACGACGAUGCGACCGGUGGCGGCGGUGAUGAGGACCGCGAAAAGGACCCGAGGCGCGGGCCGUUGCGGCCGGACCACCUGCGCGCGGCGUGGCUGCGGUACCGCGAGUCGAAGCAGAGCCACGGCGUGGGAAUGCAGCAGUUGUGGCACAAUCAGCAGGGAAGCGGAGUGGAGCGCUUCUCGGCACGGACUAGGAAGCAAAUCUUCAAAUAG
Cordyceps fumosorosea ARSEF 2679 is the source of this 1023-nucleotide messenger RNA. RefSeq names its product TAFII28-like protein. Lineage: Eukaryota; Fungi; Ascomycota; Sordariomycetes; Hypocreales; Cordycipitaceae. The coding region runs from base 1 to 1023 and encodes 340 amino acids. Gene Ontology annotation, biological process: transcription initiation at RNA polymerase II promoter; RNA polymerase II preinitiation complex assembly. Gene Ontology annotation, molecular function: transcription coactivator activity; protein heterodimerization activity. Gene Ontology annotation, cellular component: transcription factor TFIID complex; nucleus. The record is from RefSeq and is a predicted model, not a curated record. The transcript has 2 exons.